Messenger RNA from Ornithodoros turicata, 2574 nucleotides. Its product is annotated as neprilysin-1-like. The transcript is spliced from 4 exons. Gene Ontology annotation, biological process: protein processing. The record is from RefSeq and is a predicted model, not a curated record. Gene Ontology annotation, cellular component: plasma membrane. The coding region runs from base 94 to 2541 and encodes 815 amino acids. NCBI's taxonomy places the organism in Eukaryota, Metazoa, Arthropoda, Arachnida, Ixodida, Argasidae. Gene Ontology annotation, molecular function: metalloendopeptidase activity.
CUUGGACGAAGAAGAAGAGAGCACGCGACUGCACUGCACGGGUAUAGCGUGUUCAUCUUCAGACCACGAAGCUGCUCGCACAGCGGUGUUCCCAUGUCGCGCGAACGGAACUCGGACCGCAAGAGUACUGCCGGUGUCCUGGACGCCGCAUUCUCCGAGAUAACCUACGAGUCUCUGGGCACGCUGGCGUCCGAAGCAACCUUGCGACGGUCGGCGGCAAGGAGGGAACCCAGCCCGGUGUCCUCGGCAGAGUCCCCUUAUGGGGGCUGGUCGCGCUUCUCUGUCUCCCGGGGCAACGCCAACCAGCGUUCAGCCGCCGGACACAGCAUCUUCACGGGGCGGUUGUCGUUCCAACGCAGCCACCAGUGGGGCCUCACCACGGCAGCCGACCGCAAGCUAAGGGAGCGGCGCCUCGCGCUGUGGAGGUACGGCUCGGGGGAUGUGGCAAACACCACAGAGCCGACUUUUCGCACUUCACGCAGUCCACGCCCUCUGGUGUGCCUUUGCUUAGCCUCUCUGGCUGCUGCUCUUGCUGUCGCCGUGCUGGCUGUGAGCGUCCGACUUCGCUCCAUACGUAACCGCGAUCCACUGGAUGUCGUGGGCAUAGUGAGCCCCCUGCCGUGUGCCCAGUACGACUUCUGCAGGCACGAGGCAUCCCAUCUACUGUUCAACGCCUCUGUGUCCCCUUGCCAGGACUUCCACGCUUUCGCCUGCGGUCCCUGGUCCGCCACGUCCGAGCACCGCUCCCAACACGAGGAGGCCACCAACCACGUGAUGCGAACUCUCCUCAAACGGUCGCUAGCCGAAAUGUCCCGCGGUGGAGACAACAGGUCGGGGGAGUUUGAGUUUGACCUGGCAAACGACAUCCUCUUCGAGAAGUGCAUGCGCACAAACUCCAGGGAGCGCAGCAGUCUAGGAAUAGCCAGGAAACUGCUGGCGGAAUUCGGACUGGGCGGCUGGCCGUACGGGGAAGGAAAGCUACAAGACGGCGAAGAACUGGUGCUGCGAACAGCGGCUAAGAUAGCGCUACAGUUGGGCCUGUCGGCGCUUAUGAGCGUUCGGUCGCCUACUCCGGGCCGCGAGUUUGAGGUGGACGAGCCCGUGCUGUUGUUGAGGAGGGAAGAUCUGAGCGGGCCGGACGUCACCACAAGGACGACUCUGCUGCAUCAACAGCUUGUGGCGGAAUCUUUCUUCUACUUUGCGCACAGUUCUCGAAACGUGUACAAGAUACAAGAGCAAAUCCAGCUGGUCUCGCUGGUCUUGGCUCGUGGCUCUCGGCGGGCUACGGAACGUCGUUUCUGCUCUUUCAACCACGAGCGAGCAUCACUCAGCAACACCAGCGUGAUCGCUCGCUAUGUCCGCUACUUGCAACCUCUGGGCUUUGCCGUACACUCUAACAGCAGCGUGGUUGUACGCAACCCCGUACAGCUGCGAGCGCUCGACUUCCUUUUCCGCUACUUUCGACCCCGGCAUCUUCUCAACUAUCUGGGCUUCCGCUUCUUGAUCCACAUGUCCCCACUCAUCUUCGAGAUUCCCAACAACAUGGUUCGAGCUCGCAUGUACCAGGCGACGGGAAUCGACAAGAUGGUGUGGCUGCGAGCGGAAGUGUGCCUUCGGCUGACCGAAGAGGCCCUACCGCUCUUCUAUCUCUACGACUACUAUUCCUCGCAACCCGAGUCCUACUGGAAAGGGAUCGAGGCCGUCCUCUCGGUCAUUCAGCGGUCGGUGCUCACGCGGGCUGUGAUGCCGUGGAGGUUCUCGGAGGCCGACAAGGAGAAAGUACUGGUCAUCCUGACGGGCCUCGACUUCCGAUCCUUCCUUCCGUCGUGGCUGCUGAACGAGACCCGCCUGGAGGCUUACAACCGACGCCUCCUGCCCAGCCGCAACGCGGACGUCUUCCAGAUGUUCAUGGACGUGUGGCGGAAGAGGACCCGUGCCGCGUUUGCCCCGCGCCGUCGCGUCGAUCAGCUCCUGGCCGAUCCCAACUGGGUGGGCUCCGUCUUUGACGGUAUGCCCACGUAUUCCACGAGAGAGAACCUUCUCUAUAUUCCGAUGGCGUUAUUUAACACGUCGAUACCUGCCACGCUGGAGGCCUUCUACUUGCACAGCGUGGCCACUACCUGGAAACUAGUGUAUGCCCUGGCGCCCGUGUUCGAGCUGAGCACCUUCUGGGACGACGACACGCUGUCCAGCUUUCAAAGUUACCAGCAGUGCGCUCGGAAGAGGUACGACCCGUACAUGCAGCGUAGUCUGCGUGACAGCGCCCUCUACCUGGCCUUCGCCGACGAGAUCUCGGUGUUCUGGUCCGAGCGCCUGGUGAAAGUCUUCGAAGGAACGUCCGCGGCCUCGCCGCUCGACCCCCGUUACGACCGCGCUCAUAUGUUCUACUUGUACACGGCGCUGAGCAAAUGCCGUAGCUACGGGGUUACUCCGCAGCCCUUGGCAGCGGUGGCGGACAAGUACAGAAUCAACGUGCCUUACAUGUACUCGGCAAAGUUCAGGAAGACCUGGAGGUGCAGCGCGCGCUUUGCUUGCAAAUAGGGCUGCAAGAAUAAAAUUAUAGCAAGUGGUAUU